Messenger RNA from Sebastes umbrosus (honeycomb rockfish), 3045 nucleotides. RefSeq names its product major facilitator superfamily domain containing 9 (gene slc67a2). Bases 416 to 1840 code for a protein of 474 amino acids. The record is from RefSeq and is a predicted model, not a curated record. Gene Ontology annotation, biological process: transmembrane transport. Lineage: Eukaryota; Metazoa; Chordata; Actinopteri; Perciformes; Sebastidae. The transcript is spliced from 6 exons. Gene Ontology annotation, molecular function: transmembrane transporter activity.
UAUGUUAUAAGUAUUGAGUUUAGAUUACAAUGCCUUAAUGUUUGUAAAUUAAUUAUCUUCAAUAAAAAAAAAAGAGUUAGUUCUGUUUAGUUCUGUGACGUCAGCGGGCGAUACCAGCUGACCGAGCAGCCGCGGGGGGGUUCAGACCAGACAACGCAGCAGUUCAACACCUGAGAAAUCUACCACGACUCGAACAGUCGGCUUCAUCGCCGAAAGUACAUUGUGUCUUUAAAAUCUGCCACCUUUUUUACACCUGCCACAUUAGUGCAGGUCGGAUUGUAACCGAGCAGUUUCUCUUCACCCCCCUACCGGGAGCCCUCCACCAGGACGGAGACGUGCUGUGUGUUUGGAUCAUCUGCAGUGAGGCGGAUGAGCGCUUCCGCUUCUGCUGCAGCCGAACUGUCACUGCUGCAGGAUGAACAACCAGAAAUGUAGCAGCUUCAUCCAGAAACCAAGAGGACGGACGAGGAUUAUACAAUGUAUCUAUGUGGUGGGCUUCAUGGACCUGUUUGGGGUGAGCAUGAUCAUCCCGCUGCUGAGCCAUCAUGUGAAAGCCCUUGGAGCGAGUCCCACUGUGGCCGGUAUUGUAGGAUCAACAUACGGGAUCUUACAGCUCUUCUCAAGCACAAUAGUUGGCAGCUGGAGUGAUGUGGUGGGACGGCGGUACUCUCUGCUGACCUGUCUGCUGCUGAGCGCUCUGGGCUACGGCCUGCUCGGGAUGUCCACCAGCAUCGCUUUGUUCGUCCUCGCACGGAUUCCUGUGGGGCUGUUCAAGCACUCCCUGUCCAUCUGCAGAGCCCUGCUGUCUGACCUGGUGACUGAGGCAGAGCGCCCUCUGGUGAUGGGACACUUCAAUGCAGCCUCCAGUGUUGGUUUCAUCCUGGGUCCUGUGGUGGGUGGCUACCUCACGGAGCACGAAGGCGGCUUUUAUACCUCCUCCUUUACCUGUGCAGUCAUCUUCCUCACUAAUGCAGGUCUCGUAUGGAUGCUGCCAUGGAGCGAGACGCAGAUUCACCGCAACGACACUAACUCCAACAACGACACAAUUAAAGGUUGUCAUGACAACAACUGCACUAAGUCGGUUCGCAAUGGCUCUCAUGUAAAUAGUCACCAGCCAGUGUUGGCGGCAGAGACUGAGCCGGACUCCAGAGCAUCAGGGAAGCACCCAGGUGGACUCGGGUGGAGUGAGGUGUCUCUGCUCCAGUCUCCCUGGAGACAGCUGUCCUCCGUGGGCUCCAAGAUCCACAUGGUGGCCUCCUCUGACAUGUGGGACCUCUUCCUGGUGCGUCUCCUGAUGGCUAUAGCUAUCAUGCUUUACCACAGCAACUUCUCUCUGGCGAUGGAGGAGCGUUUCUCACUCAAACCAAAGGUGACGGGUUAUCUGAUCAGCUACAGCAGCACCUUAGGGGCCCUGGCUGGGUUCCUGGUGGGGCCCGUCACACAGCUGUACGGGAACAACAUGCCUGCCCUGCUGCUCCACUCCACGGUUCUCACCUCUUUACUCAUCUUCUUGUACGCCGCAGCUCCCAGUGUGUCACAGGUGCUGCUCAGCUCCACCUUCUUUGCCAUUUCCACCUGUAUUGGACGGACAUGCAUCACAGACCUGGAGCUGCAGAGAGGUGGAGUCCAGGCCAGUGGGACUCUGAUCGGUGCCGGGCAGUCAGUUACAGCCGUCGGUCGAAUCCUGGCUCCUCUCCUCUCUGGUCUGGCCCAGGAGUUCAGCCCCUGUGGGCCUCCCAGUCUGGGAGUGAUCUUAGCUCUUGCAGCUGUAGGUUUACUGCUCAUUAGGAUCCCCAAAUGGGACGGGAGAGGGAUGACAAAAAAAACUCAAGGUAACUGAAUGAAUAUCUACCAUACAGAGAAGUGCUCUUAUUUGUAGGAGGAAGAAGACGAACAGCAAAGUGGGAACGAUGUGUCCUGCUCAAAUGACAAUCGUAUCUGUAGAUGUGACGACGUCACAGGGUCAGAAUGGCCACCACCAGCACUACAGCCGCUCUCUCAGGAAGAGCGGUUUCAAAACUCUGCUUCCCUCUGUGCUGAAGUUUGCCCAGACAGAAACAUAAGGGCUUUGUAUCGGCACACACUACUUGGGACAGCUUGGAAACAAUGCACACUUUCAUUUUUAAUGUAAAUCUCUAACCACUACAUUGUCCAAAGUUACUGUCGACCUGCUGAUGAUACACCACAAGUCAAAAGAACUUCUUCUAAUUCAUUAAAAUACACAUUCCAGGCAGUGAUGCUUCACACAUUCAUAAAUGAGCUGAAUCUAAAGUUGCUGUCGGGCUGCCCGACCACCCCGAGGUAGAUCACGCUGUUGUAGUUUAGGAGAAGUAAGUAAGUAAGUUAGCCAUAAUUACCUCUGCCAAGGCCAAAGGACUAGGAAGGAGGUUAUGUUUUCACCGGCGUUGAUUUGAUGGUGUGUUUGUUGGUUUGUCCGUUUGUAGGAUUACUCCAAAAGUACGGGGUUGGAUUGGAAUUACAUUUUUUGGAGGGGUGGGAUGUAGCACAAUGAACAAUCUUUUAGAUUUUGGUGUCGAUUCGGAUCAUGAUCCGGAUUCAGCCUGAGCAUUAAAACCACAGGGUAUAACACAUGCGCAGUGUAGCUGCUGACGCGUUGAUGAUGCAUGACAACGCCUUCUUCCUACAGAGAGGGGGAGAUGACUGUAGAUUCAGCGUUUUUUCACAUUAAACUCAGUUGAGUUAGACCAAAGCACACUUGGUGAUUGUUGGAAAGAGUAACGACGUCGGUUUAGGUGAAUUUUAUUUUGUUUAUUUUGUUUCGGUUCCUAUGGUGGUAUAUGAGCAAAUGUUUGUUCUAGUUUCUGACUCUUGAAUUUCACAGUUAUAGGGAUUUGUUCACUUAUUUUAGAAUAUGUUUAAUGGAGAUUAAUAAAUUCAUAUUUUUUUAAGUUAAGUUUCAGCUGUACACUGAGCACCACUGUUGUUUUAAAAACCCAAUGGGAAUAAAAAAAAUGUAUACAUUUCUGUAAAGAUGCCAGAUUCAUGCCAAAAAGUCACAAGGAAUAAACACCAUUUUGUAUGAGA